CAAAAGUCCAACCUCACCUCAAAGUUCCCCACAGCAACGAGAGCCUCCAAACCAACAUCGAAGAACUCGGAUUCAGACAAAGUCAAGAUGUCUAACAAAGGUCUAUCUUAUGGACUAAAUCUCGUCAAGAAGACUACUGGGAACAGACCUCAACCUGCAAAACGGAAACCUCUAUUCGAGGAAGAUAAUGACUCUGACGGCGAAGGGAAAGGCACAGAGGCUGGAAUCGAGGAAAUUGGAGAGAUAGGGGGGCUGUCCGACCGACCGCCAGCCUCAAAAUCUUCAAUGGAUGGACUUCUGCUGCAGUCAAAAGGGGGCAGGCCGCCACUGAAGCCAGGAAUAAAGAAAGGACCCAUCAGCAUGUACGGCGACCUAUCCUCAUCGUUCGGCUCCAAAAAGUACACAGAAACGGCAGAAGAACUGGAUUCCAAUAUCUAUGACUAUGAUGCAGUUUAUGAUUCCCUCAAACCGAAGAAGAAGGUUACCCAGGAAGACAUUGAAAGAAAACCAAAGUAUAUGAGCAACCUUCUUGCUGCGGCUGCAGUCCGCAAACGAGAUGCAACGAUCGCUGAAGAAAAGAAGUUAGCCAGGGAGAGAGAGGCUGAAGGAGAAGAGUAUGCAGACAAGGAGAAAUUCGUCACUUCGGCAUAUAAGAAACAGCAAGAGGAAAAUCGACGAUUAGAGGCAGAGGAAAAGCUCCGGGAAGAGCAAGAGGCGAAGAAAAGCAAAGGAACUGGCAUGACGAGCUUUUACAAGAACAUGCUUGAGAAAGGAGAGCAGAAGCACUCGGAUGUUAUCAAAGCUGUCGAAGAGAGAAUCAAGAACGGGCCUGCCGAGGAGGAUGAAGAAGAGAAGCAGAAGACCGAGGCUGAUAUGGCACGAGAAAUUAACGACAAGACUGGUGGUGCUAUUGCGGUCAACGAUGAAGGCCAGGUUGUUGACAAACGACAAUUACUCAAGGGAGGUCUUAAUAUUGCCGCAACGCCGAAGAGUGCAACUGCAUCAAGUACCCCCCGUGGGGGCUCAUCAAUGUCUGAUCGAAGCAGAGGGUCUGGGUUUGUGGGAGCUAGUGGUGGAAAGCAAGCUAUGCGGGAACGCCAGUCACGGAUGAUGGAAGCACAGUUAGAACAGGCGACGAAGAGGGCACUGGAGGAGGGCGAGGGAGAGCGGCAGAAGAUUGAAAGGGCGUCGAAGAGUAGAAAGACGGAGGGCGAUAUUAUGAGUGCCAAAGAGAGAUACUUGGCAAGAAAACGGGAGGCAGAGGAAGCAAAGAGGAGAGGAGAGGGUAAUGUAUGAAUGAUGGCAUAAAUUUAAUGGACUUGCCACAAGGAACAUUCAAACAAAGCUCUGCCGAACGACGGCUCCCUUAAUAGUCUUCUGGCGAUAGCGGAAUUCCACGAUCAAGUAUGGAUGUGGGACUUCAAAAGCUAAUAAGGGUUAAUGCCGUAUGCCAAAUUCCAGCUGAGUCAACGCU
Messenger RNA from Hyaloscypha bicolor E, 1474 nucleotides. RefSeq lists its product as uncharacterized. Lineage: Eukaryota; Fungi; Ascomycota; Leotiomycetes; Helotiales; Hyaloscyphaceae. The transcript has a single exon. The record is from RefSeq and is a predicted model, not a curated record. Gene Ontology annotation, biological process: regulation of alternative mRNA splicing, via spliceosome. The coding region runs from base 88 to 1296 and encodes 402 amino acids.